AUGGCGACAGUGGACGAGAUGGAGGCAACUCGGGUGACGAAGGAGGCCUUACAGGACCUGGCGAAGCAGCUGAGCUCAGGCAGAGUGAAUGCAGAUAUCCUGGAGGACGACAUCCCAGAACAGCCACCUGAAUAUCAACCUGAUGGUCGGUAUCCACAGAUGGAGUUCAGUGAUGAAGAGGAUUCGCCUGAGGCACCGGUUGGGCCGGAUGAGUUGAGGAAGGCAACAUCAGUCCUGGAUGACGUGCCCAUGUCAGUCGCCCAAGGUGUACAGAGUGGUCGACACUCGGCCCCUGAUCGGUCAACUCGCCGGAGAGUGGGUCCAGCCCCGGCGGAGGCUUCAUCAAUCCGGGCGACAGUAGCAUCUUCUUCAGCAGAUGACCCGGCGUUGAGGACGGUGAGGCAGAAGAGAGAUUUCUAUGAGGAGGCCUUCAAGACCACUCAGGAACACCUCAAGAAGAUGAAGAAGAAGCUUGAGCCCCAGUCUACCCUCAUCGUAAAGCCAGUCGCUACGUCUCCGGAGAUGGAAGAGUCGGAGCAGAGCGGAGAAGUGGAGGAUGCACUGGUCACUUCCGAGUCGGCAGAUACUAACGUGACCUCAGUCGACUCGCCCUUCAUCGACGUCGACUUGUUCGCCCUGCCUUCGGUGACGGAUGAUGCCGGCCUGCAACAUGAAGUGCCCAGCCAGAUGUUCGUUACAGAUAUGCUUCUGGAGAGUGUUCCGUUGGAGAGGCCGUUCGAUGUGUUGGAGGCCCGAAGCCGGACCCCUCGAGGCUUUAGUCAAGUGGGGAUCCGACGGCAUCCUACUCCGUCGACGAGGGCAAAGGUGACCUCUACAAAAUGGCGCCAGCUGGGUGACGUUCCCGGAAGACUACGACGGCCUUUGACCCAAGCAGAGUUGGUUGAGGCAUACCACAAAGGUGGUUUUGAUGACUUCCACAUCACCCGAGGCCCUGAAGGUGACUACUGGUUGCAUUCCCAUUUCAGCGAGAGCUUUGGAGAGUGCAUAUUCAACCUCGACGACGCAUGUUUGUCCCUGGCGCCAUUCCAGAUGAAGAUCACCCACAGGAUGCUGAACCACUACCUGCUGGAGUUCGCGGAUUACAUGGGCUUCGAACUACGCAGGUGGGAUACUUGGCGCCUUCCAACACCAAAGACUAUAUCCUGGACAACCUCUACUGGAAGGGGUGGAAUACGGCCUUGGACCCUGGCUCGCCAAUGGAGGGGUGUGACCCGUUUUCUGACUUUGGAUCCGAUCCCGGAUCAUCCAGUCCUGGCAACGUGGAUGCAGGGUCGUGCGUUCGUGGAGGAAUUAUGGAGACAUGGACAGAAUGCCUCCCGGGCUUUUCGUGGCUUGCCGGAGGUGAUAGCUGACUCCUCCAUGACUACGAACUAUGUGGAGUUGGCUUUGGAGGUGUUGGCCACCUUUGAGGUCUUUGAGAGCAACAACCCGUUGGUCCAUCCUGACCCGCAUCCACACUGGCGGGGGCGGCAAGAGUUGGCUGAGGAUGACCCGUCACACACCUCUUUGGUGGACAUUCCAAAGCCGCCUACUGGGAAGAUACGACUCGAACUUCAAUGGUCCCAGCUAAGUCCGGCAUGGCAGCAGGCAUUUGAGGAUCCGAUCAAGGAUGCUUUGGAUAUCUACUUCAAACACGAUGCCCUGACCCAUGUCAUGCCGGACGAGAAGAUCUUGGAUGAGGAGGUGCUCCCCAGCAGGUUCGUGCUCGUCAACAAAGCGGACCCGAAGAAUCAGCACCCAGAGGACUCUGACUUGGAGGAGGCCAAGUUGAAGGCACGGCUUGUCAUCGCCGGGCACAAGGAUCAACGUGCUGGUGACUUUGAGACCCAGGCUCCGACAGCUUCCCUCCUGUCCCACAAUUUUUUGUGCUUCGUCGCUGCCCAGUACAAGUGGCGAAUGUUUUUUGCCGACAUUUCAGCGGCAUUCUUACAGGGAGAUUAUCUUCCAGAGGGCCGAAGGGUCUUCAUCCGGUCGCCCAAGAACUACCCGAUGUUUGUCCGGGAGUUCCUCAUGACCAAGAUACCUCCGGGGGCGAGGACGGACCUGUUCCGCAUGAAGAAGGCUGGAUUUGGUUUGGCCGAGAGUCCGAGAUUGUGGUACCAGAGGUUCAAGCGGGACAUCAUGAGCAUUGGCGGUCGUGAGCUAGCCCUGGCGCCUGGGGUGUUCUCGUUUUGUGGACCCGAUGGUCAGAUCUGGGCCCUUUUGGCGGUGCACGUUGAUGAUGUGAGACUGAUCUGCAGUCCAAGAGCCGAAGAAGAUUUGUGGCCAAGUCUGAAGCGGCUUUUCACCUUCGGUGAUUGGGUCCACCCCAAGGACUUUGUGAAGUUCUGUGGCCGCUACGAGAAGCAGAUGGAGGACUUCUCGGUGGUGAUCCAGAUGGACGAGUAUGGCACCAAGAUCAAAGAGCCUCCGGUUCGUGCAGCUGGCCAGACUUUGGAACCUCUUACUCCGAAUGAGAGGUCAUGGAUUGGCACGAUCAUUGGGCAGGUGAGCUGGCUAGCACGACAAGUUCGAGGAGAUUUGCUCUUUGGAUGCUCCCGGAUUCAACAGCUCGCGGGGGUUGGGGAUGCCUCCGCAUUGCAAGAGUUGAAGAUUUUGGUUGAUCGAGCCCGCGUUCCACGACGGCAAGUGUUUCGACACCUGGGAUGCGACCUGGAGACGAUGGUGGUGCUUGGGGUGUCGGACGCAUCCUUCAGUGGCAUGCCGCGUGGAAGAUCGCAAGGCGGUUCAGUUCUUUUGGUGGCCAACCCGACGAUCCUGGAAGGAGAGGCUCGCGUGAAUGUCCUCACGUUCCAUUCAUCGCUGCUCAAGCGGGUGGUUCGAUCAUCAUUGGCUGCGGAGAUUAGUCAGGCAGCCACGGUGAUGGAAGAAGCGGACUUCCUCCGCGCCUUGAUGGCCGAGGCUUUGGAUCCUGCCUUCCAGCUGCGAAAUUGGAUGGCAUCGGUGGCGAAGUGGCGCCAGCUAGCAGUUUUGGAUUCGAGGACAGGAUACGACCUCCUCAACGGCACCUCCCUCGGUGAAGACAAGAGGUUGGCGAUUGACGUCGCCAGCAUGCGACAAGCCUUGCAGGAGGACGGAGCCGCCCGAGCAGUCCGUUGGGUACCAGGAGAAGAGAUCUUGGCCGACGAUCUCACCAAGCUGAUCGGAAACGGUCGGCUCAUGGACGUGCUCGAGGGUGGCUCGUGGGCCUUGAAGGACACCGAGACCGCGAAGCAACUGAGGGCGGACGCGGCGGUCCGGAAGCGGGCGUACCGUCAGCGACGGAACGCUCGAUAG
This is a messenger RNA of Durusdinium trenchii, 3297 nucleotides long. The record is from the annotation of a GenBank genome assembly. Lineage: Eukaryota; Dinophyceae; Suessiales; Symbiodiniaceae.